Messenger RNA from Suillus paluster, 558 nucleotides. RefSeq lists its product as uncharacterized. The record is from RefSeq and is a predicted model, not a curated record. The transcript has 6 exons. Lineage: Eukaryota; Fungi; Basidiomycota; Agaricomycetes; Boletales; Suillaceae. Bases 1 to 558 code for a protein of 185 amino acids.
AUGAUCAUGAGAAGGUUAAACGAAACGAACGAUGACGGAGUUAGGAACCGCGCGUUGUGCUGUGUUGUGUGGUGCGAGCUCCACGGAUGGGCGGGGGAAACGCCUUGGAGUUGGGGCUUGGUCUUACUAUACGCGUUCCUCUUGGGUCUAAUGCAUAACUUCCCACUGCGCCUUUGCGGCAUUUUGAACCUCCCCGGAUGGAACCGCGACUACGGUAGUGGACACAGAAGCAGUAUUCAUGCACGUAGAAGACGAAGCAAUAGGAUAAUCAUCGAGCGCUGGGCCUGUGAAUACGAGUCUGUGGGGAUAGCUGUCGUCAUUCCUGUCAAAAUUGAAAGGAUGGUGACUGUCGGCGGUUUGAAGAAGGCUAUCAAGUCUAAGAAGGGGAAGGCACACAUCUGCCUGCGGCGGAGAAUGUGUUGGAUGCCCGCAUAUACGGGUGCUCUGGCAGGCGAUGACGGUUCCGUGUUGAAUGGUAAAAACGCAUGCUUAUCGAGAAAUCCAGGGAAGGAGACGGCAGUGCUGUGCAAAAGAGAGUCCGCAAUAGCAUUAGCCUGA